CGAAGUACCAGAUUGCUUUACGGGAAAAGACUGCUAUAAUUUACUCUGGAACUGCCCUGCUUUAGACUUUUUCAUGGUUAUUAAUUUGUACAAAGAAUCGCAAACUGAUACAGCGGGAAUCAAACUGGCAAAUCAGGCUGCCGAGACAACUGUGUAAUUCGCUGGAAAAGGAAACGGAGAACCUCUCCUGCGUAUGGGGAUUUAAGUGUGUUUCUUGGUUCUAUCUAAGUGAAUUGAAGGAAUUUCAACAACAACAACAAAAAAAGCAAAAAAACAACCUUAUGAUUGAAGAACACUAUGGGAGGAUGGGAGGAGUUCUUACUCGGACGAGGACAAUGUAUAUAAAAAUAUGCAAGAAUCAAAGGAAACCCCCAUAUCCAGUCACCUAGAUGAAAUUGUUGCAGCUGUCAGCAUAACGCCUAGAAAGAAGAUCCAAAACAAGCUGCCGCAGACAGCGCUAUUCCAGCCUCCUCGAGAGAAACUCCACCUCUGUGAAGAGAAAGCAAAGUCCUACUCUAGCAAUCACGAAUAUAAAGAGGCUGUCCAUGAGCUGGUGCGCUGCAUAGCGCUGACAAGAAUUUGCUACGGCGCCUCCCACUGGAAACUAGCGGAGGCACACAUUAGUCUGGCUCAGGGCUACCUCCAGCUGGAAGGACUGUCGCUGCAAGCAAAGCAACAUGCAGAAAAAGCCAAAGAAAUCCUCACCAACUCCAUUGUGCCUCCCUAUAACGACAAUACAGAUGUUUUCAAGUGUUCGAUUGAACUGUUCCAUACCAUGGGGAGAGCCUUACUCUCCCUUCAUAAAUUUAAGGAAGCUUCAGAGAAUUUGUCAAAGGCAGAGCAACUUGCAAAGGAGCUGCUGCAGUGUGGAAGGAUUAUAAAGGAGGAAUGGAUAGAAAUUCAAGCACGGAUCAAAUUGUCAUCUGCACAGAUAUAUCAAAGUCAGAAGAAACCAAAAGAAGCUCUGCCCCACUACCAAGAGGCUUUAGAAUAUACUGAGAUCAGUAGAGGUGAAAAAAGUUUUGAGUGUGUACCAAUAUUGAGGGAAUUAGCAGGUGUUGAGCAAGCCCUGGGACUUCACGACGCAUCUAUCAACCAUUUUCUACAGGCGCAUCUCAUCGUGCUGAGCAGAGGCCCCUCCCAAGAGGAGGCAGCAGUCUCCGCACAUUUUGUCGCCCACGCUGCCAUCGCUUCUGGGAGGACCGAACACCACGAUGUGGCCGAGAAGUAUUUUCAAGAGAGCAUGGCUAAUCUUAAGGAUGCUGAAGGGACGGGAAAAGCCAAAUUUCUUUCAAUUCAAGAUGAUUAUUGCCAUUUUCUACAAGUCACUGGACAAAAAGAGAGAGCAUCCUCAAUCCUGAGAGAGUCCCUGGAAGCCAAAGUGGACAUGUUUGGUGAUCUCAGUCCCGAGGUGGCGGAGACCUACCGGCUGUUGGGUGGGGCCGACCUGGCUCAGGGGAACCACAGUGGGGCCCACAAGAAACUGAAGAAGUGUCUUCAGAUUCAGACGCUCUUGUACGGACUACAGGACAAGAGGACUCUGGCCACCCAGCAGACGGUGGACGUCCUGUCCAAGACCCCAGAGGUGGCCGUGAAGUCUAGGCAGGCCCCGAAAGCCAAACCAGCCUUCUACACCGGCGUGGCCCCGCACACUGUGCUGGGGAAGGCCCGGCCCAACGCGGCGGACUGAGCACCGCCCCCCCGCCCCCCCAGAGAGAGCUUUAGUCACGCCUGGGCGCCGACACUGAGGGUCCCCUAUCAGCCUCUCCAACAAGAAGAUGGAAUCCGACAGCCGGUCAGGGUUUGCUGUUUGCAGACUUCCCGUGGGCCACGUUUGGACGGUGGAUACCCUCCAGGGUGAUCUGGUGCUUCUAUAAAGAAUUUUUCUUUUUUGCCGCCCAAGUGGUUUUUCUCGCCAACAAAAACUUGUACCCAUCAGCACCGCUGGGGUUGCAAGGCUUCUCUUCAGAAGUUUACGACUUCCUGUGUGUGAAUACAGUGUACAGUAUCUGGACAGAGAGAGCCCCUGGCAUAGAUCUGGAGUCAGAUUUGGAGCAAUACAAUUCUGGAAAAAGCCCUUUCUUAUAGGAAGAUAACAGGGAUUGAGAAUAAAAUGCUAAUGAGAGGAAACUUGGGA
Molecule: messenger RNA, 2137 nt
Organism: Leptonychotes weddellii (Weddell seal)
Lineage: Eukaryota; Metazoa; Chordata; Mammalia; Carnivora; Phocidae
Source: RefSeq, a predicted model, not a curated record